Molecule: messenger RNA, 4136 nt
Organism: Alligator sinensis (Chinese alligator)
Lineage: Eukaryota; Metazoa; Chordata; Crocodylia; Alligatoridae
Gene: XKR5
Product: XK related 5
Exons: 5
Coding region: 151-1893 (580 amino acids)
Biological process (GO): engulfment of apoptotic cell; apoptotic process involved in development; phosphatidylserine exposure on apoptotic cell surface
Cellular component (GO): plasma membrane
Source: RefSeq, a predicted model, not a curated record
GCACCGUUGUCCAUUUUCUUCUCUCCAGCCAGUACCUCUGGUGUGGGCUAACCAUUGCCUUGUCUCUGCCUGGCUAUCUCGUCCAGCUCCUCAGCUUUGUCUGGUUCCAGGCAGACGGGCACAGAUGUUGCUGCGCUCUGGUGAUGCUGCAUGCCCUGCAGCUGGGGAUUUGGAAACGGCAUCAGUGCUGGACUGUCCCUGCUCUCCCUCUCCUGGGCACUGGUCUCUUAUAGUCGCUUUGCAUGCCUGAUGAAACCAGGACAUCUCUACAUGCCAGCGGCUGCCCUCCUGUGCCAGCUUUUGUGGAGGAUGGGGAUGCUGGGGACCCGGGUCAUGGCUCUGGCUUUGUUUGCAAGAGUCUAUCCUAUCUGGGUUUUUGCCGUUGCAGGUGCUCACUGGCUAGUGAUGUCUUUCUGGCUGGUGGCUCAGCAGACGGACAUCAUCACAAGUCCCAGUCGCUGGAGACUCUUUAACUGCCUGGUAGGAGCCACGUAUAUCUUCUGCUACAUUAACUUCCGGGACGGCCCCUCCAGGUACAGGGUGGCUGUGUUUUAUGUGAUCAUGCUGGUUGAAAACAUCCUCCUCUUGUUGGUGGCUGCAGACCUGCAAGGCGCACUGUGGAGUAGCCUGUGCCAGGCUGGGGUUGUCCUGUCGGGAUUCGUUAUCGGCUGUGCGGCACUGGUCAUUUACUACGGCCUGCUCCACCCCAAGUCCACGGAGAUCUGGCAGAAAGCCCUGAAGACAUCCUGCAGCAUCAUGGCUGCUUGGGGGAAUGGGCCAGAAGGAUCCUCUUUGCCAUCCAGAAACCAAGCGGGAGGGCGCUUUGGAUUUCCAGGCCUGGAAGAUGUGGACUCCUCAACAGUGGUACCUGCCUGGUCUGUACCCGGCGUGCAGGGCGACUCCUCACUGGGAGAGCCCAGAGGCCAGACUGCCCUGGAGAACAACUGGGCCAACCACCACCACUGGCUGCUGGUAAAGCUGGCUUUGAAGACCGGAGACGUGUCCAAGAUCAAUGCUGCUUUCGGAGACGGGGGCAUUGGGGAGGUUUAUCCUGUAGGCGGGGUGGUGAGUCAGUACCCCAACGCCAAGGCUGGGAGAUGGCCUGUUACUCCUAAACCCCGAGCGGGGGAAGACAAGCAGCCAGUAGCUGAGAAUGGAGCUGGGGAAGGCCUGAGCAGGAGAGAGGAGACUUCUUACAUGACUUUGGCCAGCAGAAAGCCUGGUACUUUGAUCUCUGUAAGAACAGCGCAAGAGGCAGCACCAUCCGGCCUCGUGGCGUCCAGGGGGAAACAUGAUGUUCAAAGCAGCCAAGAGAGAGACAGCUCCGACCCACGCCUUGGAGAGAGCAGUGCCAGAGGGGACCCAGACUUGCUGCCCCCCAGCCACCUCCCAGCAGGCGCAGCCCAGGCACAUGACGGCUCCACCGUGUACUUCAGUGCCGAUACAGGCAGCAUCGCGCCCGCUAGCAUGGGAAGACAUGCGUGCAGCGACUCUGCCAAGGGCCUCACAGAGCUGGACGGGGGUGGCAAGCCUGUACUGCCUAACCUGGCAGGUGAAAGAGAGGACUUCCCAGUCCUCGUGGCUAACAUCAGCCCCAUACUGGCCACGGGCCCACAUAGCCAUCUGCAGAGCCCUUCCUCCCUGUGCUUUGCCAGUCCCUGCAGCACCUCCCGUCCCCCCAAGGAAACUUCGGAGCAUGAAGGAGCCCUGGGGGCACCGUGUCCCCACUGGGACACCCUGUCUGUUGGGAUAUGGGUGGCGAUGGCAAAAAGGAAGCUGAGGCCAGCUGAGGAGCCGUGCUUCACAUCCACCCCCAAGUCUCACCCCGCAGGCCAGGACUGCAGGCGGAGGGAGACGAUGGAGGGGAUGAAGCUCGCUGCAGCAUUGGAGUGAGGCUGUGCAAUGCCCACCUGGUGCCGUCUCUUUGGUGUCCAGCUGAGUGUUAAUGACCUACCCUUAUACCACCCGCAGGCACGCACGGUUCUUGUCUCUGGGCGCUGUCCCUUCCUCCUGCGGUGGGCCUGUCAUUAGAUUUCCCCUCCUUCCUUCCUGCCAUGCCAGAUAACUCUUUGCUGCUGGGCUAUCUCCUGACACUCAGGCUCCAGCGUUGGUAUGCAUUUCUCUCCACUACGUUGCCCGGGCUCUUCGACAGACAGGCAUUGAGCAUCACAGCAAAAUUAGACUGGCAGAGCCUCCUAUCAGCCACGCUCCACAACUCUGGCCUCAUGGAGAUGGCCCGCCAGUCGUGAUAGUAUUUAGUUGUACCUUGGGGAUGCCAGCAGUAAGAUGGGAGGUCACUUAGCAGGACUGACGUGUUAUGCAAGGGACUCCUCUGCAGGAGGCAAUGAAGGAGGUGACCCAGCAAUGGGAUGCAGGCCCUUCCAUGGCACAACAUAAAGGCACAAGAGGAUGAAUUGUCCUCCCGACUUUCAGCCGUCUGUUGGAGCUGGCUCCAAGUAGAUAGUUGUUGGCUGUUGCUGGGCGGAGGGCUGGACUCGAUGAUCUUCCGAGGUCCCUUCCAGCCCGAAUGUCUAUGAAAUCUAUGAAAUCUAGGUCUCCUGCUUUCAGGGACAGUCAUCAGAAAGAACCAGAUGGGCUGUAGAGAGACAGUAUAAACCAGUGGAUGGAGCAGGAGGCAGGACAGCUGGGUUCCUGUCCCUGCUCCACCCACCACCAGCCUACCAGGUCAAGUUGGGCAAGUCACCUCGCCACUUUUGUGCCUCCAUAGCCCCAUUUUACAGAUGGGGAAGCUGGCCCUCACUGCCUUUUCCUCAAGUGCCUUUAGCUCAGUUGAUUCACAAGGCUGUAAGAGAGCUAGUUGUUCAUAGAUCUUGAGGGUUGGAAGGGACCUUGUGGUGAUAAACUGCAGGGGCAGGAAAUCCUGCGGUAACCGAGCUAGACCACGGGCUGCUAGUUCUCACCCUGCAGCAUUGUCCCACAGAUGACUCGUGCACAGCAAGACCUGUAUUUUUCAAGAAUGACUAAUAGGUUUUGGUGUCACGUUGAACCUUGGUGCCCAAAGCAGUCUCCUCAAGGUUGGUGCUCUAAAGAUGUAGGCCCCUUGAAGGCAUCUCAGGUUGAGAACGCUGAGGCCCCCAAAAUUCACUAGAUGCUGCAGAAGAGUUAAGCCCAGUGCUUUUAAGUUAGAGCAGAUGUUUGUAAUGAGGGAACUGCCUCCAGAUGGAGGGUGUGGGAUGGAGCGCUGUUGCCAAUGGGACUGCUAAUGCCAAAGGGAGACCGCCUGGCUUUGGCAACCAGGACAGGCUGUGCUCAGCAGUAGUACUGACACUCUUCUUUGCUGUGUCCUAGCUCUGCUGCCUGCCACCCGGAGAAGUGCAGCCUUUUUUUUUUUCCUAUAAAGCCUAGUGUUGCCUAUUUAUUAACUUAUUUAGACAUUAACCUUAUUAAGCGACUAAAGCAGGUUGCCUUUUGUGUAUCCCUUACAAGAGCGUGGAAGGUGUCACUCAGCAGCAAUCCUUCCAGAUGGGUCUGGUACCAGCUGCUUACUGGUUCCCGGUCCAGAGAUGCUCCUGUUGCCUGUUUCUGCUUGCUGUUUAAGUGGGUAGCUAUGCUGCUUCCAGGGCACUCAUGGGAGUGUCAUUUGCAAACCACCCACCGUCCUCAAAUGAACCCCCUGAGGGUUGUCUUUCCUCUAGCAGAAGCCCUCUGCUUUGCACCUGCGUUAUCCCAUCCAAUAAAACAACCGCCAGACAGGUGGGGCUGGCUGCAGAGUGGGGUAAGGAGGACAGGCAUGAAGUUGAGGCGUGGACAAGCAAUCCUGGCUGCCUUUGCUCUCUGUUAAUUUAACUCAUUUUAAUCUGAGUUGAUUUUUUUUUGGACGUGAACCCUCUGGGCUUGUUUCCAAAGACCAAGGCUCCUGUAUUGCAUUUGCAUACUACUGUCACACUGAACCUAAUUUUAACACAACUAACUAUACCGUGCUACUUUUUACAGCAUUUGGAUGGUACUCAGCAUGGAAAGAAUUGGUUGCACGGAGCUGUUCCACUGCCGUCACUCUGCAGUGUAGCAGAAAGUGUCAUGUGGAGCCGUUGCUCAAGUUUUGUAAGCUUUUACCAUUGGGCGUAUCUUGGACAAGCUGCUCGUGUCUGAGACGCUGUUUUUAAAAACUACUAAAA